Messenger RNA from Chiloscyllium plagiosum (whitespotted bambooshark), 1251 nucleotides. Its product is annotated as G protein-coupled receptor 151. Lineage: Eukaryota; Metazoa; Chordata; Chondrichthyes; Orectolobiformes; Hemiscylliidae. The record is from RefSeq and is a predicted model, not a curated record. Gene Ontology annotation, biological process: G protein-coupled receptor signaling pathway. Gene Ontology annotation, molecular function: G protein-coupled receptor activity. Gene Ontology annotation, cellular component: plasma membrane.
AUGGAGCGAGUGGCGCUGCGCCUGGCGAACGGUAGCGGGGACGGGCUGCGCCUGGCCGGCGGCUCUCUGCCCAUCGAGUCGCGGGGUGUGAGGCUGGCGCUGCCGGUCACGGUGGCAGCGAUCUGCGCGCUCGGGCUGGCCGGCCACGGGCUGCUGCUGGCCGUGCUGCUGGCUCACGCCCGCAGGGGCCGCUCCUCGCUGGCGCACGGGCUGCUGGCGAGCCUGGGCGCCGCCGACCUGCUGCUGCUGCUGCUGUGCGCCCCCCUGCGGGCCGCCGCCUGGUCGCGCCCCUCCUGGCAGCUCGGCCGCCUGGCGUGCCGCGCCUCGGACUGGCUCCUGCACGGCUGCCUGGCCGCCAGAGCGCUGAGCGGGGCGGCGCUGGCCUGGGCCGGCCUGGCUCAUGUCAGCCGGAGCCCGCGGGCAUCCCCGGCGCGGCGCUGGAGGCUGGCCGCUCUGCUGCUCGGCCUCUGGGCGCUCGCCUUCAGCCUGCCCGCGCCGCGCUGGGUCUACUCCGGGCUCCUCCUGCAGGCGCACGGCCGGCGGCUCUGCGUCGCCCACCCGCCCCCUGGCGGCUCCUUCGCCGCUGUCUACGCCCAGCUCUACCCGCUGCUGGCGUACGGCGCGCCGGUGCUGUGCAGCCUGAGCUUCCACUGCCGCGCUCUGCGCAGGUGGCGCCCGCGGCACAGCGGCACCCCGGCGGCGGGCGCCGCGCACCCCAAGCUGCGGAACCAGCGGCGCGGCCGGCGCCUGGUGGCGCUCUCCGGCUCCCUGAGCCUGGCGUUCGCCGCCCUCUGCGCCCCGGAGUGGGCCGCCUGGCUUUGGCUGAGGCUGCGCCCGGCCGCUCCGCCCGUCGCGCUCGCCCUGCCCGCCCAGCUGCUGCUGUUCGUCCUGGCCGCUCUCGACCCGCUGCUGUUCGCCGCCCUCUCCGGCGAGUUCCGGGAGGAGUACCCCGCCCUCUGGAAGAGGCUGGCCUCCUGCCGCGGGUGCCGCCGGUCGAUCCCCGGGCCCCGGGAGUGCAGGGGGUCCGGGGACCCGAGACAACCCCCCGACCCCCACCCCCGGCCCCGGCAAGAGGAGAAGUCCGUCCAAGUGCCCGAGCCUGACCAGGAGAGCCCGGCGAGCAAGCCGGCCAACCUGGUCCUCACCGACAUGGAGCAGUUCUGGCACGACCGGCAGAACACCCCCGCCGCUGCACAGGAAGAUCCCAUUCCCUGGGAGCACCAAGGCGAGACGCCUUGCCCCGAGAUGUGA